UCUCACUGCGCCUCUGGCCGGCCGCACACACGACGAGCAGGACCACGACUACGCCCAAGACUACGCGCCCGUCGCUUACUGCACGACGACGACAUGGCGUUCCAGCAGAUCAACCUCGCCGCCGAGCCGGGCAUCGAGCUCCUCCCCAGCUGCGACCGCGUCGUUGCCGAGCGGCUGGAGCUGGUGGGAGAGGAAGGCGCCAUCAAGAUCUUGAACGCGACGACCAACCGUGCUGCGCAGAUCGACGCUGGGCACAACCAGCUGACGGCAGCCAGCUGUCGCGUCCUCUUUGAAGGCCUGACGAUCCGGCACCAGGCCGUCCCGAGCUGUCCGACACGGCGGCUCCCCGAGACCAAGCGGCCCAAGCCCUUGAUGAAACCCCAGUGCAUGAGCACCAUCGACCUGUGCGACAACAACAUUGGCGACGAGGGCCUUCUCUACGCGCUCAAGUACUGUGCCGAGGACCAUGGCAUGAUGAGGCUCAACUGUCGCGGCGCGUGGAUCAAGCUCGACGAGGGCUAUGUCGACCAAAUGGUCGAGUACAUCAACGCGUCGCACCUCGAGACUCUGGACCUCGGCUACAAUCACCUUUCUCCCGCCGGCGCGAUCCGAUUCUUCAGCCAGCUCGAGGGCCGCUUGUGUGAUCUCGAGCUCAAGGGCUGCGUGCUGCCCGUGUCAGUCGCUCCGGCAAUCGCAGAGUACCUCGCAUCACCGCGGUCACGAUCCCUCCGUCGCCUGGGGAUGAAGUACAACAACCUCAGUCUGAAAGGCUUCAAGACGGUCAUGGCGGCCCUGGAGCGGUCCAACUUCACCCUCGAGGAGCUCGAGCUGUUUGCGACCAACGACCCGUACUACUCGCGCGCGCCAAGAGAACACGAGUGGUACGGCGGCAAGCCAGACGUUACCGAGCUCGCGAUCGCCAACAUGCCUGCCAAGGAGUACGACGAGCUGUCGAGCAUCAUCGACGACCAGAUCUUCGACGUCCUCGGCCGCAAUGAGGAGCUUGGUGGUCGCGUCAACGAGGCGGUCACUCGCGUCCUCGUCCCGGCGCGAAUCAUCCUGCACGGGCGAGAACCGACGAAGGCGGAAGCGAAGCGACAAGUCAAGAAGGCAGCUGCAGCUGCCAUCGAGGCCGAGAAGCGCAAGAGGCGGAAGGAGAAGGAGCGCGAGACUUCGGCAUACCGACACCUGUGGGAGGAUCCGUCCGACGAGGACGAGCUGAGCGAGGGAGAGCUCGAGCAGCUCGAGGAGGCGUAUCUGGAAGAGCUCAACGACGAAGAGUCAAAGAGUGACGAGGACUGGACCACCGACGAGGGGGAAGAGGUCGAGCAAGUCACCCCCAAGCGCUGGGUCAAGGGUGCGGAUGGCAUAUGGGCGGCUGAAGUCAUCGAGGUGGCAGACAGCGACGACCAUGCCGACCCACCACCGCCGCCGGAACUCACCAUGUUCCCGGUGCUCAAGCUCCCACCAGAACUUCAGGUCACGAUCGCCGAGUACUCGAGCCAGGACGUGGCGGCGCUGAGCCGGGGGCAGUGGUCGCGGAUCUACAGCCACCUCAAGGACCGCAAGAGCCUGGGCGAGCUCGCUCGCCAACGCCGCGAGUGGAUGAAGGGCCACCGGGUGCUCAAGACGGACGACCCGUUCGUCGCCGGCAUGCAGGGAGCCGAGUUCGAGACGCAGUUCCUGCAGAAGCACGGCCUCAUGGGAUGGGAGGACGACGCGGUGAACCGCGAUCUGGCGGCGGCAACGAAGGGCAAGGGCAAGGCGCGCGCUGAGCCACUCCCCGAGGUCGUCGCCAAUGGCAUGGCUGCGGGCAGCUCACGCGUGGACCAGCUCACCGCCGCGAUGGAGGACCUCGGCGUCGGCGGCUCGGGCUCGGCGGGCUCGUCAUCUCGCGGACAGCCGCGCUCCCUCGCUGCGCGCGUCGAGGAGGUUGAGGAUGAGGACGCCGAUCCCAUGCCGUCAUCAUCCAAGGGCAAGGGCAAGGCCGUCGACCCCAUGCCUUCGUCAUCCAAGGGCAAGGAGAAGGGUAAAACAAGAGCAUAAUAGCAUGGC
Molecule: messenger RNA, 2055 nt
Organism: Vanrija pseudolonga
Lineage: Eukaryota; Fungi; Basidiomycota; Tremellomycetes; Trichosporonales; Trichosporonaceae
Exons: 3
Coding region: 94-2046 (650 amino acids)
Molecular function (GO): protein binding
Source: RefSeq, a predicted model, not a curated record